GGCAGCAUUAUUCAGCAGGAGUCGAGGUUCCGCUCAGCAUGUUCCGCAAUCAGUACGACAAUGACGUUACCGUGUGGAGCCCUCAGGGCCGUAUCCAUCAGAUUGAGUACGCAAUGGAGGCCGUGAAGCAGGGAUCUGCCACCGUCGGACUGAAGUCUAAAUCUCACGCUGUGCUGGUAGCGUUAAAGAGGGCACAGUCAGAACUGGCGGCUCAUCAGAAGAAAAUUCUCAAUGUGGACAAUCACGUUGGUAUUUCCAUUGCCGGCCUCACCGCCGACGCCCGCCUCCUAUGUAACUUUAUGCGGCAGGAGUGCCUGGACUCUCGCUUUGUGUUCGACCGCCCCCUGCCGGUGUCCCGACUGGUCUCCCAGAUUGGCAGCAAAACCCAAAUUCCAACUCAGCGCUAUGGGCGGAGACCAUACGGCGUUGGGCUGCUCAUCGCUGGAUACGAUGACAUGGGACCCCACAUUUUCCAGACCUGCCCCUCUGCAAAUUACUUUGACUGCAGAGCAAUGUCCAUCGGAGCGAGGUCUCAGUCGGCGCGCACCUACCUGGAGCGACACAUGUCGGAGUUCCUAGACUGCAAUCUGAACGAUCUGGUGAAACACGGGCUCCGCGCUCUGAGAGAAACCCUCCCGGCAGAGCAGGAUCUCACCACUAAGAAUGUCUCUAUCGGCAUCGUUGGGAAAGAAAUGGAGUUUACAAUCUACGAUGACGACGAGGUCGCCCCGUUUCUGGAGGGCUUGGAAGAAAGACCCCAGAGGAAGGUUGCGCCCCCUGCUGAAGAACCAGUAGAAAAGCAGGAGGAGCCUAUGGAGCACUAAACUGAAAGUGGAUGAAGGCCCCGCCCUGAACCCGCCCCCGAGGACCCUAUGCCACAUUGCUCCCCCCAGCAGAUCUUGCUUUACAUACACAAUACUAUUCUGGAGAAAUAAAUCUGCUUAUGGCAUUUCCUGACAUUUUGUAUGAUGAUAUUGUGAUUAUAAUUGUAAAAGCGACGAAGAAUAAAGGAUUUUUUUUCCUCUUCAA
This is a messenger RNA of Xenopus tropicalis (tropical clawed frog), 1029 nucleotides long. RefSeq names its product proteasome subunit alpha 1 (gene psma1). Gene Ontology annotation, cellular component: proteasome core complex, alpha-subunit complex; proteasome core complex; cytosol. The record is from RefSeq and is marked provisional. Lineage: Eukaryota; Metazoa; Chordata; Amphibia; Anura; Pipidae. Gene Ontology annotation, biological process: ubiquitin-dependent protein catabolic process; protein catabolic process.